This is a messenger RNA of Darwinula stevensoni, 833 nucleotides long. The record is from the annotation of a GenBank genome assembly. Lineage: Eukaryota; Metazoa; Arthropoda; Ostracoda; Podocopida; Darwinulidae.
AUGGAGAUUCGUCCCCUCGUCGGAACCGCGUUUCGGGUAGAAGCCAGACGCGAUGCCUUCCAGGAUUUCGAGGAUUCUCAGCCCGACGUAGAAAACUCGGAUUCGUUUCUCGGGGAACUCCGGAACUCGUUUCGUGCAGCUCGAUCGGAGAAUCAUUCGCAGAAGAGGGUAUCGGACCAGAGGCUGGCGGAGCUUGAGGCCCUCAUCAGUCUGGGGGAGCUGAGACGGUAUUUCGCUUCUCUGCCCGUCGGCUACGGGAUCAUCGACGUCAACAAAAUCGGGAAAAAGAAGAGAGCGCGGCGGGCGGAAAACGACGAGGAUUCCGAGUACAAGUACUUCCUCAUGCAAGUCCUGAAACGUCUACGAGAGCCGACGGAGACGCUUUCCCCCUCCUCUCACCAACCUUUCCAUUCCAUCCAGUCGAGUCGGGUCGGGUCGGGUCGAGUCGAGUCGGGUCGGGUCGGGUCGGGUCGGGUCGGGUCGGGUCAGGUCGGGUCGGACGAUCAUCUGGGACGCGGAGAAAUGUUUUCAUCUCACUUGAUUAAAAUUGAACGCGUGUCGAUUCUUCGGAAUGAAGAGCGGCUCGAACCACAUGCUGAUCUGCGGGACGGGAAACUUCAACAGCCAGAAAAUCAAUUAUGAGAAGAAUUCUAGUUUUUUUUUUCUCCAUGUCAAUCCUAUACAGUAUUUCUACCUCCUCUGUUUCGGAAUCGAGUGGGAAAAAAAAAAGAAGGAAAGAGGUGAUCGAUGCAUGUGUCGUUUGAGAACUCCUUGGAAGCCAAGAAUCCCGAAUAAAGUCGUAGCUUUAGUUGACAUGCAAGACACUUGAAAAA